Messenger RNA from Closterium sp. NIES-65, 1251 nucleotides. The record is from the annotation of a GenBank genome assembly. Lineage: Eukaryota; Viridiplantae; Streptophyta; Zygnematophyceae; Desmidiales; Closteriaceae.
AUGGAUGGGCAGAACAACGCGCAGGCAGGCGGCAAGGCCAGUCAACCGGGCGGUAGUGGCGAGCGGCGGGAAGUGCCGAACCGGCAGUUCUUCCUGCAGGUGGCGAACGCGUCGACGGCCAUGCAGGUGGUGGCCGGCGAGAUCUCCGCGCUCUGCCGCCUCGCCGCCGACGGGGUGGCCAUAUCGGCGAUCAGUCCGCUGUUCAACACCUUCGCCGCCUAUCCCAGCUUCGACCCGCUUCACUUCAAGGCCGCAGCUCUCGCAGUUGCCGCCGCCGCCUCUUCGCUCCCCGGGGCCGGACCGCCCGCCGCAACUACCGCGACUGGUGCUGCUGCGAAAGCGGUUGCGGGGCCGAGCGGCGGGAAGGAGGAGAAGGCGAAGAAGGAGAAGCGGCCGCUGUCCGCCGUGCAGAUGGCGAUGACGCAGUUCCUCUCCGAAGAGCGCGACCGCCUCCUCGCGCAGGGCGCCGCCUCCACCCCCGGCGAGGCGUACCAGAUGGCGAGGCGGCGGUGGAACGAGAUGCGCGAGGCGAACGGGCAGGGGAAGAAGAAGGGCAAGGGGAAGAAGCAGGGUGAGGAUCACGAGGAGCGCGAGGAAGGCGAGGAGCGCGAGGAAGGCGAGGAAAGGGAGGAAGGUGAGGAAGUUGAGGAGGUGCCGACUCAGCUGGGCGAUGCGGUGAUGGAGGAUGGGGAGGAGAAGGAGGAGGAGGAGGAGGAGAAGGAGGAGAAGGAGGAGAACGAGGAGAAGGAGGAGAAGGAGGAGAAGGAGGAGGAGGAGAAGGAGGAGAAGGAGGAGAAGAAGGAGAAGGAGAAGGAGAAGAAGGAGAAGGAGGAGGAGGAAAAGGCGAAAGAGGCGAAGAAAAAGGAUGAGAAGAAGGAUAAGAGCAAGGGCAAGGGGCGUGGAGAGGAGGAAGCAACGGGGAAGAAGUCGGGCAAGGGGAAGGAUAAGGUGGCGGAGGACGACGGCCCCGCGGGUGGCGGCAGCAGCGCGGGUGGCGGCAGCAGCGCGGGGAAGAGGCGCAAGAGGAAGCAGGGUGACGAGCACGUGGCUGCUUCGCCUGCUACCGCGCCAGGGCCCUCUGCUGCUGCCGCUGCUGCUUCUCCCGCUGCUGCCCGUUCUCCUGCGGGUACUCCUGCCCGCACUCCUGCUGCUGGCACUCCGGGCGGUGAGGCGAAGGCAGGCAGCUCAGGCAAGCAAGCGAAGAAGAAGAAGAAGGCGCAGGCAGGGGCAACGCCGGACAAGGCUAAGUGA